AUGGUCCGAACACCUCCUUGGGAAGAUCAAAUACCGUUCAAGACACAAACUUCCAGCAAGAUCCGGCCGUCCAGCGAACAUACCGUCGGCAUGGCGGUGACUCUGAACCCCCUUGCUCGUUCAUCCCGGCGGAAGACUGCACCCCAGACAGGCGAUUCAGCCUUCAACGAUGCCAUUGUGCUCCGUGAUGUUACUACUGAUUCCUUCUCUGCCAAUACUCAGCGCACCUACCCCUCUUCCUUGACCGUCGUGGACUCUCCGAAUGCCGAAGCAUCGAUGCUGUCGCUGGCGCUGUCCGCGAUGCCACCCCUCACGCGCUCGCCGUCCCUCUUCCACUCCGACGAAUCGUGCCCCCUCCACUCCGACGAAUCCAUCCAUCACCCGCCACCAAGUAGCACUUACUCCUCUUCCCCGGAAGAUUCAAACACCGACAGUGAUCUCCGCGCUUCAGACAGCAAUUCAACUCUCUUCGAGGCCCCGCCCCCCCAGAGUUCCACCUUCUUUCGUCAUCCGCUGUUCCUACAGUGGCUCGAGGACCAGCCGGCUCGCAGGGAGGGGGAGAGGCUUUGGGCGGCAAAAGAAGAUGAUCUACUACAGCCGAUGCUGGCUAAACUACGUGCCGUGGGUGGUGGACGGGAACGCGUCGAGGAGUUGGAGCAGCGCAGGAGGGAUAGGUACAUCGAGGAGCUCCGGGCUGCGGCAGUAUUGGAGGUGGGAGAGGAGAUUGUGGACUUUGUUCACCGGGGGUCACACCGGCCAGCCGGACGCACUACUCACAGCCGUGGUGAAGAUUGUGAUGAUUACGGUGAAGAGGAACUUCAGACUGAAGAGAUGGGUAUGGUGAAGCAGAAGGCGAGUGAUCACUCGGCUCUUCCCGAUGAGCAGAAUCCAUUUGAGAGUGAAGAAAUAGCAGUGAUGAACGAGGGCCGUAGCCCGAUCGUAGGGGAAGACUGCAUUCCGUUGUGGUCUCACAUCCAAACUCUGCGUGCUAGUCUCAUCGCCGACGAGGAAGCGGAGGAGGUGAAGGCACGACAUAAACUGCACCGCAACUUCUGCUUGUUCGAAUCGCCAGAUCAGCGAUUUGGGUCGCCGCCUAGCACGGUUAGGAGCACAGAUUCAACUUCUCCUGAAAUUAGCCUUGAAGGCUUGGAGUCUGUACCUCGAUCGGACCGAUUGGACCCGUCUUCUGCUGUCGACCCUGCAAAUAGAAGGGGGCUCUACACGCUUGCCAACCGCCGCUUUACGAAGUUGUCGACCCCUUCCUAUCCCACUCGGUCCGAACGUCGCCAAAGUAUCCUGGGUCAGAGCGCUACCUAUCCCACUCAGUCCGAACGUCGUCGGAGUAUCUUAAGUCAGAACACCUUCAAUCCCCCUCAGCCCGAACGUCGCCGGAGUACCCUAGGUCGGGGUGCUUUCAAUCCGAGCCGCAACCUAACCGCACCCCCCGUCUCCUGGUACGACAUCUUCGGCGACAGGUGGAGUGCCAACACACCGCCGCCGCCUCGCUACACACCGAUGCCAUCCACGUCACCGCCGUCCCCCAUGGGUGUAUCCAGCACUUCACCGCACGAUCUCCAGCCUCGCGGCCUGCCGCCGCCUUCAAUCCCACCCAACGACAUCAACCGCAACCCCCGCAAUCCCUUCGCCGACCCAACUCGACCCCUGCGGUACCGCCAGGUCGAUCCUGCGGCGGCGGCAGUUCUUCCGACCAAUCCCUUCACCGACAGCCGCUACCCGAUUCCCGCCCCACCCCCCACCCGCGAAAACAACACCGUCUUCAUUCCGCGGGCUCCGCUGAUCGACCUGAUCCCCGACCGACCCCCGGAGCCGGAACCGGAGCACGCCUCGUCGUCCACGCGUAUCCAUGGCAAGCUCUCCUCGCUGUUCCGCAAGAGUGCUGGCGAUGGCAAGAGUUCCCACCACAGCAAGGAGAAUAGCUGUCCGUCGCUCCCUCACCGCCACCGCUCCCACGGCCGCCACGACAGUCAGGACAGGAUGGAGACGCUAGAGACGCUAGAGGAGGCGCUGGUCAGGACUGUGAGCUACGAUGCGGCCGCGGCACAGAAGGGAAAGAAGUCGCGCAGUGGAACCGCGCUGCUGGAUAGGGCGAAGUCGAUGAGGAAGCCGUGGAAGAAGGCGAAGUAA
Tricharina praecox is the source of this 2145-nucleotide messenger RNA. RefSeq lists its product as uncharacterized. Lineage: Eukaryota; Fungi; Ascomycota; Pezizomycetes; Pezizales; Pyronemataceae. The record is from RefSeq and is a predicted model, not a curated record. Bases 1 to 2145 code for a protein of 714 amino acids. The transcript is spliced from 2 exons.